Lathyrus oleraceus (garden pea) is the source of this 792-nucleotide messenger RNA. Its product is annotated as upstream activation factor subunit UAF30. The record is from RefSeq and is a predicted model, not a curated record. Lineage: Eukaryota; Viridiplantae; Streptophyta; Magnoliopsida; Fabales; Fabaceae. The transcript is spliced from 2 exons. Bases 206 to 508 code for a protein of 100 amino acids.
UUUCAUUCCUACCAAACAACUAAAUUCUCAUCACAUUUUCCUCUCACUUUCUAUCUAUCGUUCUUUCCCGAUCCUAACAAAAAACCUGCACAAGAAAGGGUGUCCCAAACAUUACACCACUCCUCUUCCUCUUCCUCUGAAGUUACAAUUUUGAUUGACCAAGCUCGCAGUAAUAGCCAUUAGAAUCCGUGUAUUGAAGUGAAGAAUGCUUCCUCAACGAAUGAAAAAAGCUGUUACUGAUAACCCUAAAAAACUUGCAAACUUGAUCGAUCUCGUUAACCUUCCUUCCACUCUCAGAGACUUCGUCGGUCAAUCUCAGACUUCGCGUUUAUCCUGUUUCAUGCGCGUUUGGUCCUACAUCAAAACCAACAAUCUUCAGGAUCCAAAUAACAAGAACGUUGUAAAUUGCGAUGAGAAAUUAAAAGGAAUUUUACUCGGGAAACCUCAAGUUGAGUUAGCAGAACUUCCCGCACUUAUCAAGCUGCAUUUUCCGAAAGAGCCCAAGUGAUGAUGUGUGUGAUACAGAUCAAGAUGUAUGUCUUAUAGGAAAUGGAAAGCAUGCACACCCUUCCUCAAGAUGAGUGUUUCAAUUUUUUCCUGCUUUUCUUUCCCCCACCAUAGAUUCUGCAACAACGUUAGUAUAGGAACCUAGCAUUUGAAACACCAAAUUGGCAAUUUUCUUUGUUGUGUAUGAAUGUAUUAGAUUGAUCUUAACAACAUUAGUAGCUUGCCUUUUGCUAGAAAAAUUGAUUUCAUAAAGUACUAUUAAAGCUUCAUCCAUUCAUUGUCUAA